Molecule: messenger RNA, 1206 nt
Organism: Pleurotus ostreatus (oyster mushroom)
Lineage: Eukaryota; Fungi; Basidiomycota; Agaricomycetes; Agaricales; Pleurotaceae
Exons: 12
Coding region: 1-1206 (401 amino acids)
Biological process (GO): carbohydrate metabolic process
Molecular function (GO): hydrolase activity, hydrolyzing O-glycosyl compounds
Source: RefSeq, a predicted model, not a curated record
AUGAACCAAAACUAUCAGUAUGUCAACUCUAGCAGCACUGGGCUAGGUGCUGCAAUAGAAAAGAAUGCCGCAAGAUCCCGGCGGUCGAAGUUGAUUGUCCUCGCUUCCGUCAUCGGCCUCCUUGGAAUCAUUGGAAUUGCCGUCGGCGUUGGCGUCUCUGUCUCACAGAGAAACAAGUCUUCGUCAUCCUCUUCAUCUUCUUCACCUGGUGGCAGCAGCAACUCCGACAACACCCCGAAACAAACGGAUCCUAAUGACCCAAGUUCUUUCGUCAAGGAUAGCCGAUUCCACAAGGCAUUCUACGGAAUGGCCUAUACGCCUGAAGGCUCUUUACUGCCAGACUGUGGCAACUCAUUGGACUCGGUCAUCAAGGACAUUCAGAUAUUGUCGCAACUCACUUCGCGGGUUCGUCUUUACGGCGCUGACUGUAAUCAAACUGCGCUCGUGUUGGAGGCCAUCAAACAGACCAAAGUCGACAUGCAGGUCUACGUAGGGAACUAUCCCGUGCCAAACGACGAUGGAGUAUACACCCGUCAGCGGGAUAUUAUUCGAGAUGCAAUCACAACCUACGGUACAGACCAUAUCGCCGGCAUCACUGUUGGAAAUGAAUUUAUGUUGAACUACCUCACCUCAAAUGGCGCAACCGAUCCCAAUGGUUCCGUUGGUGCACAAGGUGCUGCGAUGCUCGUUCGUUAUAUCAAGGACACAAGAGACAUGCUUGCAUCUAUGAACCUCCCCAAGACUAUUCCAGUCGGCAACUCAGAUGCUGGAAGUUUCUUCAGUACUGAGGUAUUGAGUAACAUCGACUACGGAUUAUCCAACGUACAUGCUUGGUUCGCAAACACAACGGCGAACGACGCAGCCGGAUGGGUAUCAAACUUCUUCCAAGAGACUAAUGUUCAGCCCGCUAGCCUCCUCCCCAACAACCCGAAGAUGUAUAUCGCUGAGACGGGUUGGCCAUCGAAAUCAUCAGAUGUCGCGAAUGCCAACAACGGCGCCUCAGAUGCCUCGGAGGCUAAUCUCCAAAUCUUCCUUGACACUUUCGUGUGUCAGGCUAACGCGAAUGGCACUGCUUACUUCUACUUCGAACUUUUCGACGAAGAAUGGAAAGACAAGCAGUACGGCGGCGUUGAGGGCUGGUGGGGACUUUUCAACAAGGACCGAUCAUUGAAGAACAUCAAGCUCCCAACAUGCACAGCACCAUAA